UGUAUCGACCCAUGCCUCUCUCGGUCCACUUCUAUCCACUUGGGGCAUCAAUCGUCCAACUCCGUCUUCCAUAAACGUGUUCGCCUCCUAAGCAUAGCUGCGGGAAGAUUCUAGGUUAACCAGCUGUUACGUCGAGGCUGUGACUAGUUGACUGAGAAGCGAUUCUUUGCGCUGAACCAUGUCCAACAUCCCCCUCAUCGAGCAAGACAUCUGCGUCGUCCCGUCUUUCACUCUGGAUUGCGGCACUGAGCUGAAGGACGCGCCCGUCGCGUACAAGACUUGGGGCCGUCUGAACGAGACACGCGACAAUGUCAUGGUAAUAUGCCACGCACUCACUGGGAGUGCCGAUGUUGAGGACUGGUGGGGGCCGUUGAUGGGCAGGAACAAGGCCUUCGACCCCAGCCGAUACUUCAUAUUCUGCGCGAAUACCAUGGGGUCCCCGUAUGGCUCUGCUUCACCUAUCACGGUGAACCCAGACACCGGGUCUUUGUAUGGCCCGGCUUUCCCACCAACGACGAUCCGAGACGACGUCCGCAUACAUCAGCACGUUCUCCGCGCUCAUCUCGGCGUCCGGCGUGUUUCCGUAGUGAUCGGGGGCUCCAUGGGUGGGAUGGCGGCCUUGGAGUGGCCUUUGAUUGCACCACAAGACUUUGUUCAACACAUCGUUGUGCUGGCGACCUCCGCCCGCCACUCGGCAUGGUGCAUAGCCUGGGGAGAAGCUCAGAGGCAAAGCAUAUACAGUGAUCCGGGAUACUGUGAUGGGUUCUACGAUGUGAACGCCCAGCCGCGGAGUGGACUGGCAGCGGCGCGGAUGUCUGCUCUUCUCACGUACCGAUCCCGAGACUCGUUUGAGCAACGGUUCGGCCGUCAAGUGCAGCAGUCUCUUGUGUCGGCCCCGGGGAUUAUCUCGCCACCACCUUCUCCGCCACCGAACGCGGUCGAUGCCCAUAACGAUGGCCAUCGCACCAAAGAGAGCGGGUCGGAAACACCGACCAGACCGCCGAUCUUUUCAGCCCAGUCUUAUCUGCGCUACCAGGGCCAGAAAUUCAUCUCGCGCUUCGACGCCAACUGCUACAUCCACUUGACCAGGAAGAUGGACACGCAUGACUUGGCGCGUGGACGCUUCGACAGUCGCGCAUGCAGCGACCCGAUUGCAGAAGUCCUCGCUCAGCUCCCGAAGCGAGCGCUUGUCAUCUCCAUACAAUCCGAUGGGCUCUUCACUCCGCCAGAACAAAAGCUCAUCGCUGCCCACAUUCCAGAUUCAGAGCUUGUGGUGGUAGCCAGUGGAGAGGGGCAUGACGGGUUCCUCGUGGAGUUCGAGCAGAUAAACAAGCAUGUUCUGGCCUUCCUGCAUCGUGAAUUCGCCGACUUCUAUACCGGCGAUCUUGCUGACAUAGAAGGUGACUUCGCUCCGAAGAAGGAAAGCCUCUUUGGCGAAGCCGAAGUAGAUUUGACUCGGUGGUGAACAGAAGAUGAUCCUGGGCACAUCUCAGUAGAUUUUAUAGGCCGGCUGGAACGAAUGAUUUGUGCAGCACUUGGAGUUGCAACCAAUACCAGAACAAGUUUAACCUGAAGUUUGAAGCCGACUCAAAGUCGAGACUUCGUCGCUUCCACUGGCAUCGGCAACGGAAGCUCUCGACUGUCUCGACAGCUCUCGCGACACGCUCCCAUCAAUCACGUGUCCAAUGCCGGCGCGCAGACGCGUUCUCGGCGUCCGGCGUAUAUCGGGCUUGGACGUGCUUUAAAUGAAUUCAAUCUCGCAUGAAUAAUGCAUUCCAAUCCUUUCUCCCCCCACUGAUGUCGACUUUCGGAGCCCUGACGACUGCAACUGAAAUUAUCACCGCUUUAGCUGAUCAAGUGCGCGGGAAGAAUGUGCUUGUCACGGGGACUUCGGUGAACGGAUUGGGAUAUGAGACGGCGAAAGCGAUUGCGACAUACGCUAAUCUGGUUAUCGUGACGGGAUAUGAUGCCGGAAGACUGCAGAAAACCAAAGAGCUCCUCGUGACCGAAGUCCCAACCGCCAACAUUCGCACUCUCACCCUCAAUCUUGCUUGUCUGGCAGAUGUGCGCACGGCUGCUGCUGAAGUCAACGCAUACACUGAGCCUAUCCAUGUUCUCAUUAACAACGCUGCCUCCUCCAUCUGCGGAUUCUCGCUGACCGUCGAUGGCUUCGAGCGUCAAAUAGCCACAGAUCAUUUGGGCCCAUUCCUGUUCACUUCUCUGAUCCUGCCGAAGAUUCUCGCUGCUGGCACGGACACCUACACGCCCCGUAUAGUGUUCGUUGCCAGCGGAGUGCAUGCCUGGCACGAAGGGGUCAUCCUGGACCAGGUGGAGCACCCAGAUGAGAGUAAAUAUGCGCCAAUGCGAGGGUACUCCCAAGCGAAGUCGGCCAAUAUUCUCACUACAUGCGAGCUUGCACGGCGAUACAAGGGCAGGAUCAACGCUUACAGCUUGACGCCGGGAGUGAUCAUGACGAACUUCAUGGCUAGCCCUGAAGCCAGCGAUGAACUGUUUGAAUACGGCGUCAUCACUAAGGAUGGUAAACCGAACCCGGACUUCAAUCUCCCUUGGAAAACUAUUGCUCAAGGAGCAUCUACCAUCCUUUUCGCUGCAUUCGACCGGACCUUGAAUGAUAAAUCCGGAUCUUAUCUGCGGGAUUGCGGCGUAAGUAUGGAGAGCGUGAAAGAGCACAGCAAAGAUCCAGUCAGAUCGCACGACCUGUGGGUUCUCAGCGAACGCCUUGUGAACACCACCUUCCCGUAGACCAUGUUUGAUGUAAACGCGAAUCGAACAUCCCGCACGGCAAUCAGUGUGAAUCGAUCAUAUCUUGACCGAGCUGUCACCCAGCUAUGAGCCUGAACAGUGAUUUUUAUUUGCAGCUCAAAAAUUCAUCAUGUGCAAUCUACCGUAGCUACUAUCAACUUUGGGCCAUGUUGAAAUCACGGCGUUCAGUGUCUAACCUGGGCUGUGAAUGAAUACUAGUACCAUCACUAUCAAUGACAUCACGGAAUCCUGUUUUGGCCUGCAGAUGUGCUUUAUGGCUGUACGUUACUACGGCUACGAUACUCACUACAGUAUAAAGCUCAGAGCAUCAUGGACGAUAUAACCAUCUAACAAGCCCCAUUUCCUCCCACUUUCUCCACGCGUGAACCCAGAUCUUCACAGCUCUUACUGAGCUGUGUAAUCACAUCGGCACCAACACUUGCGUUCUACAGAGAAGACGAACCUUAAUCCUUGUACUGCACCCGUCUGCUUCCUGUAAUAUGGCUCCAAACAGACAGAAUCGUACCAAGAUCGCAUUCAACACCAUCAACAGAUCCCUGACCAUCGUGGGCGAGCACCAGGACAAAGGUGCAUCCACAGAUUCGAUCUUUAUACGCGAGCAAUUGCCUCCCCUGGACUCCAGUCUCAAUCCGAGACACCCUCCACAACCUGUUGAGAUCAUCAAUUCAGACGCGUUCAAGGCGGCGCGCAACCACCUGGCGGCUGACAGCGAUGCCAAAGUCUCUAUCCUCAAUCUUGCCAGUGAUCUGCUUCCUGCAGGUCCCUGGCUGCACGACAUGACGACAACGCAGGAGGAGGCGCUGUGCUAUUCUUCCACCCUCUACGUGACGUUGAAGGAGGAGUACUAUCCCUGGCCCAACCUGGGACCUGGUUGCGUCGCCGGCAUAUACUCACCUGGGGUCGUCGUAUUCAAGGACGAUCUUGACCACGACUGCGUGGAUCUUCCUCUCGACGAGCGAUGCAUCGUUUCUGUCAUCACUGUAGCAGGACCUCGCGGUCCCCGACUUACCCGUGACGAAAAGGCGUUCGCUAACGCCUCUGAUCUCGAAGACCUUCGGGAAAAGAUCCGCCUGAUAUAUCGCAUCGCAGCCCACAAUGCCCAGGAUCACCUUGUUCUCGGUGCGAUGGGAUGUGGAGCCUACCAUUGUCCCCCGACCGUAGUAGCCGAGGAGAUGCGAGACAUUCUACUUGACCAGGAGUUCAGGGGUUGGUUCAAGAAGGUCCAGUUCGCUGUAUUCAGUCGUCCAGGGAAUGGUCCUGGUAACUUUACCAUCUUCCAAGACGUCUUCCAGGGUGUAAGUGCGUAAUUCAUCUAGCAGGGUGUACAAAUACAAAUACAACAAACACGACUCUAUGGAGAAGCUGCCACAAACGCGUUGAAGUUGUACGUCGAAGGUGUGGUGCUGAAGUCGAAGUUGGCGGGCGCAAAGUCCACAACCCGAUCGCCGUUUCGCUCAAUCAGCGCAGACACAGAACAAUCCGAUUUGAGCGGGAGCUUCAGUUUGACCAGACCUCCAGAUGAUGCAGAGACACUGUUUGAAGAGGCGCCGCAGUAGACGGUGAACUUGGCGGCAUCAGUCAGAAAUGCUACUGCCCAGAGCGAAUCUUCGACCCAGUCAUGGUGUUCCGGCGGGCCUACGGGAUCAGUAUCCACUUCGGCGUCAGUAGGGAAGAGCCGUGACCACAUAACGACACGGUCUUGCGUGAUCCGAGGAUAAGGACCUGUCUUGUACGCCGCGAUAUAGAAUUUGACCACUUCAAGCCAGGCUUGAUGAUCGAAUCCGUUAACCCAUGCUUGAGAGUUCGGCUGAUCAGUGUUUGCUAGAACAGGGCCAAUGUAAUGCGACUCUCCAAAGUCGUUCCAAGAGAUGAACUGCACGAUCGGUAUACGAUCGCGGUUGGAGACCAGAAGUUCCCAGCGUUGCGAGAGGAGAAAGUCGUCGGCACGGUAAACAAAGUUUUUGUUCCAGCUAUUGCGCCCGUAGUGCGUGAAGAACCAGGGAGAGACUGAAGCCAUAUACGGGCGACCGUCAAGAUGGUUGAUCCAGUCAUCGUCUCGGGAAAAAUCAAUAUCGUAGUCGCCCGAAGGCCAGCCACUGUUCCACUGGUUGCACAUCAGUCAAAAGGGUCAAGUAUCAUGACAUGUUCGUACGUUGGAUACACCGUCGAGCGAGUCCCACUUUGGUAGAUCCUCGGGCUGGACGAAGAAGCACGGAACGAAAGACACAGAUGUCUGAGCCACGAUGUCUCGCCAGCCAGCGUUGGGGUCCGAGGCACCAAAAGCACAAUUUUGCCCAGAGAAAGCGGAAACGAGAGGUUUGCCAUUGAACUGAAGAUACGCGGGCUUAUCGCUGAAGUCGUUGAUGUAGUCAACAAGGAGGGUCUUGUCGGUGUCGGAAACACAGGAGAUACAGCUCAUGUCGAAGGAAAUGUACAACUUGAAUCCUACUUUCUCCCCGGCAGAAAAUGCCUUCACGAUUUGAUCGCGUUGCCAUGCGUCGGGACCGAUGUUUAGUGCAAAGCCAUCGAAGCCAUAGCGCUGAGCGAGAGUCAUCUCUAUGGAGAAUACUCAGCGAGUCAGAUACAGCGAGCUUCUAUACGCACCCGAUACCCAAUCUUCCUCGGUGUACCGAAAAACGUUGCCGACCAUGAAAUGGGCGACAACCGUGUUGGGCGAUGCCACGCUGGGCGAGGAAUCACUUGAGGCAGGAAGAGAUUCGGUUUGGGAGGAGGGAUUGGGGUUGCUUGCAUCGUCAUUGAGCAAAGAGUCUAGCAGAAGGGGCGAGCCUGCAACGAGAGAAAGAAACGAGAAAAGAGCGAAAGAAGGAAGGAGUAGGCUGCAUGAUCGCAUCUUGCUAGGCGAGAACGGGGAGGAGGGUAAGAAGGGAGGUGGUGUAGGGGAGGAGUGAGAACAAAUGUAAUCGAAUUCGCUUGCAGGUUUUAUAGUAUCGUCGAUAGCCCCUGAGUCGAACAGCGACAAUGGGAGCUGUGCCACAGGCUUGUGGCGGAUCCUGCCAUGCUUGCACUUGACAACAAGUGUGUGAUGUGUCACAUCAUGUGCAUGUUCCCAUACGCGUACCCGGAUCACGCCGACAUUAUUGCUUGACCGUAAACAUCUCACUCGCUGCUUGAUCUAUCUAUCGACCUUGUGUCA
Molecule: messenger RNA, 5938 nt
Organism: Mycena citricolor
Lineage: Eukaryota; Fungi; Basidiomycota; Agaricomycetes; Agaricales; Mycenaceae
Source: the annotation of a GenBank genome assembly